GUCUUUAUAUAUCCGCCCGACCUCCAUCGUUACGCUUCCCCCGCCCGCUAGCCACGACCGAUCGAUCUCCCGACGGCCUCCUCCUCCUUCUCCUUCUCCUCCUCCUGCUCCUUCUUCACGGUUUCUUCAGCCCUUCUGCGUUCCUCCUACGGUCCUGGACCGCCCCUCCUCCGCGGCUUAGCUUCUCGUAGGAGUUUCCUUUGCUUUAAUCCGCCGCCGCCGCCGCCGCGCGUUUCGGAUAGCGAUGGCCGCUUCGCCGAGGGCAGCGAUGCUGUACUACGCCGGGUGCGAGGAUCGCCACUGCGAGCCCUACUUCCUCCAGUCCUGCUUCCUCUGCAACAAGCCUCUCGGGUUCAACUCCGACAUCUUCAUGUACAGGGGUGACACGGCGUUCUGCAGCAAAGAGUGCAGGCAAGAGCAGAUAGAGAUGGACGAGGCGAAGGAGAAGAGCUGGAAGAGGUCGCCAUCGUCUUCCUCCUCCUCCUCCUCCUCCUCCUCCUCCACCUCGAGGGCUUCCCGGAAGUCGGAGUCGUCCAAGGGCGGCAAGGCCGUGCGGACCGGUACGGUGACUGUCGCCUGACAUCAUUCCCGACACCCUGCGAAGAUCCCCCCUGGGAAAAUUCCUGGGAAAUCUUUGUAUCUGGAGCCCUUCUUCUUCGAUGUGUGUAAAGAGAUUGGUGGUGGGGGUGGUGGGUCGGAAUCCGAUUGAUUGGUGAGAAGAAAUGGAGCGAGAAGAACAGGGCCGAAAAGAGAGAAAAAAAGGAAGGAAGAACAGAGAGACCUCCCCACCAGGAAAAUUUUGUCUUUUUUGUCUUUUUUUUGUUGCCUCCUCUUUUGUUUUUCUUUGCUGAUUGUCCAUAAGAAAAAAAAGAAAGAUGGAGCACCCCUUUUAUGAGAAUUUCCAAUAAUUUUUAA
Syzygium oleosum is the source of this 915-nucleotide messenger RNA. Its product is annotated as FCS-Like Zinc finger 3. The record is from RefSeq and is a predicted model, not a curated record. The transcript has 2 exons. Lineage: Eukaryota; Viridiplantae; Streptophyta; Magnoliopsida; Myrtales; Myrtaceae. Bases 245 to 580 code for a protein of 111 amino acids.